Molecule: messenger RNA, 1369 nt
Organism: Hyaena hyaena (striped hyena)
Lineage: Eukaryota; Metazoa; Chordata; Mammalia; Carnivora; Hyaenidae
Gene: UNC119
Product: unc-119 lipid binding chaperone
Exons: 5
Coding region: 65-793 (242 amino acids)
Biological process (GO): mitotic cytokinesis; lipoprotein transport; visual perception
Cellular component (GO): centrosome; spindle pole; intercellular bridge
Molecular function (GO): lipid binding
Source: RefSeq, a predicted model, not a curated record
CUCUUCGCUCCAGCCGGCGCAGGCAGCCGCCGCAGCAGCAGGCGAGCGGCGGCCCUGCGAGGCCAUGAAGGUGAAGAAGGGCGGCGGCGGGGCUGGGACGGGGGCGGAGUCCGCUCCAGGGGCCUCGGGCCAGAGCGUGGAGCCCAAGCCCGAGCCGCAGCUGCAGGCGGAAUCCGAGUCCGGGUCCGAGUCGGAGCCGGAGGCUGGCCCGGGGCCCAGGCCGGGGCCGCUGCAGAGGAAGCAGCCGAUCGGGCCGGAGGACGUGCUGGGGCUGCAGCGGAUCACGGGUGACUACCUAUGCUCCCCCGAGGAGAAUAUCUACAAGAUCGACUUCAUCAGGUUCAAGAUUCGAGACAUGGACUCAGGCACUGUCCUCUUUGAAAUCAAGAAGCCCCCAGCCUCAGAGCGGUUGCCCAUCAACCGGCGGGAUCUGGACCCCAAUGCUGGACGCUUUGUCCGCUACCAGUUCACACCUGCCUUCCUCCGCCUGAGGCAGGUGGGAGCCACGGUGGAGUUCACAGUGGGAGACAAGCCUGUCAACAACUUCCGCAUGAUUGAGAGGCACUACUUUCGCAACCAGCUCCUCAAAAGUUUUGACUUCCACUUUGGCUUCUGCAUCCCCAGCAGCAAGAACACCUGCGAACACAUCUACGACUUCCCCCCUCUCUCUGAGGAGCUGAUCCACGAGAUGAUCCGUCACCCGUACGAAACACAGUCUGACAGCUUCUACUUCGUGGACGAUCGGCUGGUAAUGCACAACAAAGCAGACUAUUCCUACAGCGGAACGCCCUGACCCUGAAACAGCCCCGCGCCCCACGAGGGUCCUGGGCCCCCAACUGUGACCUCCCCAACACUCACCUCUUGACCUGAGGCUUCUGCCUGAGGAGUAUUUCAAGAGCCCCGGACCCUGAGUCAGCGAUGGGAGGGAGGGUACUUGACGUCCCCAGUCCAAAUCUCUGAAACCAGGGGCACAUGGGGUGGGGCGGUAGGAGGGCUGUCCGCCUCCAUGUCCAGGAAGGCCUCCCGUGAGAAGAGUGGCCAGGACUUCCGGACAGCCUCAAUGGGCCUCUUGGGCCCAAGUUUAAGAAUAGUGUUCCUACAUCUAGGCUUUGGCUUGGUCAGGGCAGGGACCUAUUCCCUGUCCUCUGCCCACCUACAGGCCAUUUAGAGUUGUAAAAUCACAGAUGAACAUCCAGGGUGGGUGGGGGAGGGUGUCUGGCUGCCCAGCUUCCCAAGGGAGCCCCAACCUUUACCAUCACGGGGCUGAGCCACAGCCUGAGGGGUGGGAGGGACGGGCCCGGAUUGCGGCCUGUGGUAGGGACUGGACCAACUGUAUAUAGUUUUCAAUAAACUCUCUCCUUUUCUGUUC